This is a messenger RNA of Miniopterus natalensis, 3849 nucleotides long. RefSeq names its product solute carrier family 2 member 12 (gene SLC2A12). Gene Ontology annotation, molecular function: D-glucose transmembrane transporter activity. Gene Ontology annotation, cellular component: membrane. The record is from RefSeq and is a predicted model, not a curated record. Lineage: Eukaryota; Metazoa; Chordata; Mammalia; Chiroptera; Miniopteridae. Gene Ontology annotation, biological process: circulatory system development; D-glucose transmembrane transport.
CUGUAGCUUCACCAUGGUCCCUGCUGAGAACGCCGAGGGCCCCGGUCCGCUGAACCCCAAGGGGACCCCCGCCGAGACGGACGGCAGCGACGGAGCCCGCGGCCGCCGGCACCCGCCCUGGGCCAGAGGUUGUGGCACGUUUACCCUCUUGUCAUCUGUCACAGCUGCUGUCAGUGGCCUCCUGGUAGGUUAUGAACUUGGGAUCAUCUCUGGGGCUCUUCUUCAGCUGAGAACCUUAUUAGCCCUGACCUGCCAGGAGCAGGAGAUGGUUGUGAGCUCCCUCCUCGUCGGGGCCUUACUGACCUCUGUCAUGGGAGGGGUCCUCAUUGACAGGUACGGAAGAAGGGCUGCCAUCAUCUUGUCAUCCUGCCUGCUUGGACUUGGAAGCCUCGUCCUGGUGCUCAGUUUAUCUUACACGGUUCUUAUCGUGGGACGCAUUGCUGUCGGGGUUUCCAUUUCACUCUCUUCAAUUGCCACUUGUGUUUACAUCGCCGAGAUUGCCCCACAACACAGAAGGGGUCUUCUGGUGUCACUGAAUGAGUUGAUGAUUGUCAUUGGCAUUCUUUUGGCCUACAUUUCAAAUUAUGCAUUUGCCAAUGUUUCCCACGGCUGGAGGUACAUGUUCGGCCUCGUUCUUCCCUUGGGAGUUUUGCAAGCGAUUGGAAUGUACUUUCUUCCUCCAAGUCCCCGGUUUCUCGUGAUGAAAGGACAGGAGGAAGCUGCUGGCAAGGUUCUCAGAAGGUUGAGAGCCAUCUCAGAUACCAUGGAGGAGCUCACUCUGAUCAAAUCUUCCCUGAAAGAUGAAUAUCAGUAUAGUUUCUGGGAUCUGUUUCGUUCGAAGGACAACAUGAGGACCAGAAUAAUGAUAGGCCUAACAUUGGUAUUUUUUGUACAAAUCACUGGCCAGCCAAACAUAUUAUUCUAUGCAUCAACUGUUUUGAAAUCUGUUGGCUUCCAAAGCAAUGAGGCGGCUAGCCUAGCCUCCACAGGGGUUGGGGUUGUCAAGGUCAUCAGCACCAUCCCGGCCACCCUUCUCGUAGACCAUGUCGGGGGCAAAACCUUCCUCUGUGUUGGCUCUUCCAUGAUGGCAGCUUCAUUGGUGACAAUGGGCUUUGUGAAUCUCAACAUCCACAUGAACUUCACCAGUAUCUGCAGAAACCAUAGUCCUAUCAACCAGUCCUUGGAUGAGUCUGUGUUUUAUGGAUCAAGAAACUUGUCAGCCAGCAAUGAAACUCUUAGAGAGCUCUUUAAAGGGGUCACUACCCACAGCGUAAGCUCACUAACGCCCAGAAGAAAUGAUGUGGAUAAGAGAGGGGAGAUGACCUCAGCAUCCUUACUAAAUGCUGGAUUGAGCCUAACUGAAUACCAGUCAGUCACCGACCCUGCGGAAGUGUCACCGUCUUUGCGAUGGCUGUCCUUAGCCAGCUUGCUUGUGUAUGUUGCUGCUUUCUCAAUUGGCCUAGGACCAAUGCCCUGGCUGGUGCUCAGUGAGAUUUUUCCCGGUGGAAUCAGAGGAAGAGCCAUGGCUUUAACGUCCAGCAUGAACUGGGGCAUCAACCUCCUCAUCUCGCUGACGUUUUUGACCGUGACCGAUCUCAUUGGCCUGCCAUGGGUGUGCUUUAUAUACGCAAUCAUGAGUCUUGCAGCCCUGGGCUUUAUUGUCAUGUUUAUACCUGAGACAAAGGGAUGCUCUUUGGAACAAAUAUCAAUGGAGCUGGCAAAAUCGAACUAUGUGAAAAACAACAUUUGUUUCAUGCGGGAUCACCAAGACGAAUUAGCGCCGAAACUCCAAAGAAACACACAAGAACAGCUCUUAGAGUGUAAAAGCUGAGUGGUGGGCGACAACCGGGGCAGCUUUUUCCGGAGACCCAAUAGCCUCAAAACCUUAUAAAUGUUGAUCCAGUGUAAGAACAUUUAGUACGAUGUCUUCAUACCAAUACAUGUUGGCCACUCCCAGGUUGCCUUUUAGUGUCAUGAAGCGAAUUUAUAAAGACCACCUUUAAUCUCCACCCACAAUAGGGAAGUGAGGUAUAAGGUCCCAAGCCUCUAUUAUUCUGAGCAGGAUACUGGGUGGAAAAAAAUACUGGCUGGUUCAACACUUUCCACCUUUUCAUAGAGCAGCUCUGAAAAACUGAACCAGUGAUGCGAGCACCUUUUGCCUUCAGGUGCGUAUGCAGAGAGGCAGUUGCAGCUGUACCAUCCAGACAGUAAGUGGGCUAAACACAGCCUUACAGUUUUUUCCCUACUGAGACACUACUUGUACUGGGUCUCGUGUAGAGAAGAACCAGGCAGGACAAUUGCAUGUAUGUUCUAGAUUAGAAUAGGGUGCUGGCUAGGACUUUAGUGAUAAUUCCUAAUUACAGUUUAAUAGGUACAAACAUUAUGCAUCUUAUUUUAUGAAUUAUGAGCUAUAAUGUAAGGCAAAGUACCUUACUUUUAUGAAUUUCAUAUCUGUGUUAUAAAAUAAUGAAACAAUUCUGCAAUGGCUGAGAAAAAUAAGCAUGUUCCCAUCCAUUUAAAAAGUAUGAAUAGAAAGGACAAUUUGAAAUCCCUGGGACAUUUAUUUAGAAACAGCCAUUAUUAAAAUAUUAGGAGUCAGGCCAUUAGGUUAUUUAUUCAAAUCUCUAAGCAGUUAGAUUUGACUUUUCAAGACAAGCUCAUAAAAUUCUCUUUGUAAGGCAUUCACGGUAACUUAAUAGCGAUCCAGUUUCCUACAAUCCUUUGCACUUCUCAGGAUUACCACUACCUCAGGUUACAGCACACACACUAUAACUGAUGCUGACUUUCAGAUAGCUGCAGACAUGAUAAAUGACAGACAGCAGGACAAUUCCCUCACUACAUUCUUCUCUAUGGUGAAACAGAUUGCCAGCUGUACCAGAAACCUGGGUAAAACACACAACAAUAGGUUGCUCUCUUGUGCAUUUCUCCAGUUGAAUUUUAAAACUUGGUGAAGCAUUUUACCAAUAGAAUUUAGAUGUGAUAGAAAAUCUACAGUAAAGAAUCUCAAACCACUAAUAUAAGCUAUGGAAGACACUAAAAAAACUUAAUGAGCAACUUACCUUGAAAAUGAAUCCAAAAAUAUGAUUAACCUGAAGAAAAGAGAAUCCUAAGUCAAAAACAAAACCCCUUUUUAUUUAGCCUGGAAUUUUCCUCCUGGCACAUAACAAGCUGUCCCAACUUUGAUAUAAGGAUACGUGAUCUACUACAUUUCCUUGUAACAAAGUGGAAGACUGAUGUACGAAAUAGUAAAACUAUAUUAUCAGACACUCAGGAGAAUGACUAAAAGUCCUGGUUCUGAAAUGUACUAUCUCGAUUAAAACUGGCAGGGAAAUUAUGAGGAAAGACCUGAGGUCUCCAUUCUGCCACGGUACAUUUCACAUGCAAGUUAGAGCAUGCACUGUUUUGUUUUUUUCAUUUGUUUGUUUUGGAAGAAGAGAGUAUGUUCUGUAGAGGAUCAAUUUGAGAAAUUCAUUACGAAUCUUCGAUGGAAUUAAUAUUACUUUUUAAAAAAUCAAGAUAGGUAAUCAAUAUAAAAUUUUGUUCUUUGCCAAGCAUCACAGAAUAUAAGAUAUUUAACAAAAUUGUUACAUUUUCUUUGGAGUUCAAAUGCUAUAUAUACUUUAGCUAUUUCUUGGGUUAGCCACUCAUUGUUAACCAGCAGGAAACUGUUUAUAAAACUAUUAGAUUUAUUACUAGUGAUUUCAACUUCAGUAUCUUAAAAUACUUUGUUCUAUUUUUCUAUUCUGAGUCUAUAUCUAAACAAUUCUGUCUUCAAACUAAUUUUUACCCAAUACACCCCCAAUCAGAGCUUUUUGAUUUUCAAAAAUAAAAAAGGGGAAAUACUUAUAA